AGUAAAUAUACGAGCUGCAAACAAGAGCUUAGUGAGAAACACAUUUUGUGCAGCGUGAUACUGGAGUCCACCUCGAGGGGCGCCAGCGCCGCUGGAUGAGACACAAAACCUCCGGAUGUACAACGUGCCAGGGUGACGCCCCUCUCCAAGCGUUGUCCCUCAUGGGCGGCUGGUCUAGCAGUGCCGUGCUGGAGCUGUACCGGGCGCUGCUCCGUGCAGGGCGUCACCUUCAGUACACCGACCGCAACUUCUAUCGCCGGGCAGUUGCUCGCGAGUUUCGCCGCUGCAAAACGCUGAAAACACCUGAAGAAAAAGAGGAAGCAUUGAAGAGGGGCCAGUUCUUCCUCAGCAGCCGCUUAGGUGGGCUUAUGUAGGGGGGUGUCAUCAAGGCUGGGUAAAGUGGUCUGGACGUGCUCACUCAGUCUCGUGGAAAGUCACGACACUCGCAGCAUGGAAGUGCGCUGUUUUUGAUGGGACGUCUGACGCUGAUGAAGGAGGAAGCUGCAGAUAAGUUCCAAACUUUAAACAAUUGUUCACAAAAGUCAUUGCUUUCUAAUUGGAGGAAUAUUUUUCGCUUCCCUCCCUGCCACCCCGCAUCCAAGUGGCAAGCGGACGAACACAAAGCCCUUUCAGAUUGAGAGCAAAAUAGCUUAACAGGGAUCAAAAUUCCAGUAGUUCUGUUUAUUGAAUCAAGCCACAGGCUUUUCUAUAUGUAUUGUUUGAAUGAAUUAAUGAAUGUUGAAGUUGUGAAAGUUUAGAAAACCAUCACUGCUGAUAGGACUCCAUGCUUAUCUUGCAUCAAUUUCUACAAAAAGAUGGAGACACAAGGCUGUACACACCAUGGCUUGUAGUAAGGGAAAGAAUCAUUGUAAAAACGUUUUUAGUAUUAUUUUUAAAUAACCGUAAAUUACCGUGGCAACAGUUACUGACUUCAUGUGGUGGAUUUUCUGCAUCCUGACAACUCUCUUGAACAACCAGGUGCCUCCUGUCCACUGAGGCCGUCCUGAAUGACACGAGAGAAUUUGUACUUUUCAGUUUUGAUGUUGCACAUUCACACAGCUGCCUCCACUCUGCUU
This is a messenger RNA of Synchiropus splendidus (mandarinfish), 1076 nucleotides long. RefSeq names its product MIEF1 upstream open reading frame protein-like. Bases 96 to 374 code for a protein of 92 amino acids. The transcript is spliced from 3 exons. Lineage: Eukaryota; Metazoa; Chordata; Actinopteri; Syngnathiformes; Callionymidae. The record is from RefSeq and is a predicted model, not a curated record.